This is a messenger RNA of Ipomoea nil (Japanese morning glory), 1069 nucleotides long. Its product is annotated as WAT1-related protein At3g30340-like. Gene Ontology annotation, cellular component: plasma membrane. Lineage: Eukaryota; Viridiplantae; Streptophyta; Magnoliopsida; Solanales; Convolvulaceae. The transcript has 6 exons. Bases 1 to 1050 code for a protein of 349 amino acids. The record is from RefSeq and is a predicted model, not a curated record. Gene Ontology annotation, molecular function: transmembrane transporter activity.
AUGAAUUGCAUUAAUAGUUGGAAGCCAUUUGCAGGCAUGGUUGGUGCUAACUUUACUUUUGCUGUUGUAAACAUUCUGUUAAAGAUGGUUCUUAAUAGAGGAGCAAAUAUGUUGGUUUUAACCACAUAUAGGCAACUAAUAUCUGCAAUCUUCUUGGCCCCCAUAGCCUGUUGCAUGGAAAGGAAAAGCUUCAAAGAGUUGACACCUUUCACAAUCUGUGCUCUAUUUUUCAGUGGACUAAUGGGGGGGACUCUAACUCAAUAUCCCAUCUUAAUUGGACUUAGGUAUACAUCAGCUUCAUUUGUUUCUGCUUUCGCCAAUGUUGUGCCCAUAAACACAUUCUUGAUGGCACUCAUAUUUAGGCAAGAGAGGGUAAACAUGAAAUGCAAGAGUGGGAAAGCUAAGGUGUUAGGUACACUAAUAUGUCUCAUGGGAACCAUAGUACUAAUACUCUACAAAGGGAAGCCAUUGAUAAAUAAUAAUGCCUCAUCACAAGGAGUUGAAGCUCACCAUAACACAAAGAAUUGGGUUGUUGGUUCAUUAUUGGUCUAUGCAGGAGGCUUGUCAUGGUCUUCUUGGUUCAUCAUACAAGGUCGGGUCGGGUCGAAUUAUCCAUAUAAAUAUUCUAGCACAACACUCAUGUCCUUCUUUGGUGCCAUUCAGUCAGCAGCCUUAUGCUUUAUCAUUGAAAGAAACACAUCUAUUUGGAGAUUGAAAGGAGCUUUGGAAAUAGGGACUAUCAUAUUCUCUGGAAUUGUGGGAUCUGGCAUAUGUUAUGCUGUGAUGUCUUGGUGUGUGAAACAAAGAGGACCUGUUUUCACUUCAACAUUUACUCCCUUAGUUCAGAUUUUUUCUAUUGUGCUGGGAGUCCCCAUACUCCAUGAAACAAUUUACCUUGGAAGCAUUUUAGGGUCCAUUUUGGUUGUUGUUGGGCUAUAUGCUCUUCUUUGGGGUAAAAGCAAAGAAGCUCAAGUUUGCAAGACUGCACCAACGACAGACAAGGAUGAACAAACUGUAUUACCUGUUUCUAAUACUCCACCUCGUACCUAGCUAAGUGGUCACCAGGCCA